Messenger RNA from Cordyceps militaris CM01, 213 nucleotides. RefSeq lists its product as uncharacterized. The transcript is spliced from 4 exons. The coding region runs from base 1 to 213 and encodes 70 amino acids. The record is from RefSeq and is a predicted model, not a curated record. Lineage: Eukaryota; Fungi; Ascomycota; Sordariomycetes; Hypocreales; Cordycipitaceae.
AUGCAGGUCUCGACGAUCUUGAGCUAUCAGCUGACGCAAAUUGCCAAGCCCAAGAAGCUGCUCUGGUACCUGGCAAACCCCAUGAACAAGAAAGGACAGCAGGUUGCCCAUAUUGCCGUGAAGUCUACUCAUACUAAGCAUCGUUACCUUCGAAGGGCUGACCACGAGCUACAACUACAUUGGGCACAUCAGCCACUGCAUUUCCCUUUAUGA